This is a messenger RNA of Gordionus sp. m RMFG-2023, 1170 nucleotides long. RefSeq names its product dnaJ homolog subfamily C member 5-like. Gene Ontology annotation, cellular component: type Is terminal bouton. The transcript is spliced from 7 exons. Gene Ontology annotation, biological process: regulation of neuromuscular synaptic transmission. Bases 100 to 870 code for a protein of 256 amino acids. NCBI's taxonomy places the organism in Eukaryota, Metazoa, Nematomorpha, Gordioida, Chordodea, Parachordodidae. The record is from RefSeq and is a predicted model, not a curated record.
UUAUUAUUAUAUCAAGAUGAGUCAUAAUGGCAUAAAUAUUUGAAUAUCUAUCCAUUUAUUGAUUUAUUUAAUGAUUUUAAAAAUGCUAAAGAUUAUUAAAUGACCAGAACCAAACCUCACCACCUAGGAUUAUCCACAAGAAGCGAUAGCCUUUACAAUAUAAUCGGCAUACAAAAAGAUUCAAAUCAAGAUGAUAUUAAAAAAGCUUAUCGAAAAUUAGCUUUAAGGCUACAUCCAGAUAAAAAUCUCAAUAAUCCUGAAGCGACAGAAAGAUUUCAACAGGUCAAUAGAGCUUAUGCAGUAUUGUCUGAUCCAAAUAAAAGAAAUCUAUAUGAUCAAUAUGGAGGUUUGGGCUUGUUAAUUGCAGAACAGUUAGGUGAAAAUAAUGUCAAAGCCUAUUUUUUUCUACAAUCUAAAAUUUGCAAGGCAUUUUUGACAGUGUGUGGACUACUCACCUGUUGCUUUUGCUGUUUUUGUUGCUUUUGCUGUUGCAACUUUUGUUGUGGCAAAUUUGUUCCAAAAUUUCCAGAUGAAAAUGGAGAAUAUACAAAUUUAAAGGAAACUUUUGAAAAAAGAAAUUCACGAGUAAUAACCACAGACCCCACCAAUCCAAGUUUUUCUAAAGCUAAAUCCUCGGAAAACCCGAGUAGCGAUGAUGACGAAAAACAACACGUUGACUGCACCCACCCUACUCCGAAGAGCCAUGUAACCGUAACCAAUUUAUCAGAGCACAUUCAUCAUGACCCCAACAUUCCUAUUCCCUUGUCAGAUCAUUUUACCAUAAAUGAAACCACUAAUUUAAAUUUAAAUAAAGAUCAUUUACCGAAUUACACUAAAGAUAUAACUCGUGGCACCGAUAUAUUGAAUUGACUUCCUCCAGGUGGAUUUAUCUUAAACCGACGAAUUGUGUAUUUAUAUGUAUAUAAAGGCACAUUCUUAUUUUAUACAUGUUUAUUAAAAUUUGUAGUUUAUCGAAUGAUUUAUAUUUAAUAAUUUUUCUUAUAACCAAUAAAUAUAAACGUGAACUUGAUUUUUAAUUAAUAAAAUAAUUGUUCAUCAGCUCAUUCAAAUUUUAUAUCUAAUUAUAAAUUUUAUAAACGUGUCUAUGAUUUAACCUAAGUUUGCUACUCCUAUGUUAUAAUAUAUCUACGUUAUUUCAAUGUUAAAUUG